Benincasa hispida (wax gourd) is the source of this 1656-nucleotide messenger RNA. RefSeq lists its product as uncharacterized. NCBI's taxonomy places the organism in Eukaryota, Viridiplantae, Streptophyta, Magnoliopsida, Cucurbitales, Cucurbitaceae. Gene Ontology annotation, biological process: activation of GTPase activity. Gene Ontology annotation, molecular function: GTPase activator activity. The record is from RefSeq and is a predicted model, not a curated record.
GAAUUCACCAAUAAUUUGCUACCUCCGGUCGGGGGUAGAGAAAUAUUAGGGGGAAAACGGAGUAUGGUUCGGUUGAUCGAACAUGAAGAACAGUGGCAAUAACAGUCUCGACGGUGAAGAUCCACAACGAAAACACAGCACAAUCUCAAGUCUCGAUUCCAGAUUCAAUCAGACCCUCAGAAAUGUUCAAGGGCUGCUUAAAGGCCGCAGUAUUCCUGGUAAAGUAUUGCUAACUAGAAGAUCGGAUGUGCUUGACUCCUCAAGUGUAUCAGAUAAGUCAUUGAAUUAUUCAAGGAGCUUGUCCGAUAUUGAUACUGGUACAAGCAAUCACAUUGCCCAAUCUGAGGAGGAAGAUGUUCAGAUUAUAAAUAAUAAUACAAUUCUUAAUAAGUCAAAAUCAUCAACCUCUAACACUGAGGAUCUUACUAAAGAAGUCCAAAAACCAAUAAUGGGAGCUAGAGCAACAGAUUCUGCAAGGGUCAUGAAGUUCACAAAGCUGCUCUCUGGGACAACAAUCAUACUAGACAAGUUGCGGGAACUAGCUUGGAGUGGCAUUCCGCCAUAUAUGCGCCCUAAUAUAUGGAGGCUUCUUUUGGGCUAUGCACCACCUAAUUCAGAUAGAAAGGAGGGAGUUCUACGAAGAAAGAGGCUUGAGUAUCUUGACAGCGUUGCACAGUUCUAUGACAUUCCUGAUACUGAACGUUCUGAUGAUGAGAUAAACAUGCUCCGCCAGAUUGCUGUUGACUGUCCUAGAACUGUACCUGAUGUUGCUUUCUUUCAACAAGCACAAGUUCAGAAAUCUUUGGAGCGUAUUCUCUAUACUUGGGCUAUUCGGCAUCCUGCAAGUGGAUACGUUCAGGGAAUAAAUGAUCUUGCUACUCCAUUUUUAGUUGUCUUCUUGUCAGAAUACUUAGAAGGUGGAGUUGAGAAAUGGUCAAUCUCUGAUCUAUCUCCUGACAAGAUCACAAACAUCGAGGCAGAUUGCUACUGGUGUCUUUCUAAGUUACUUGAUGGUAUGCAAGAUCAUUACACGUUCGCUCAACCGGGAAUUCAGAGACUUGUAUUUAAGUUGAAGGAACUGGUUAGAAGGAUUGAUGAACCUGUUUCAAGACACAUGGAGGAACAGGGUCUGGAAUUUCUUCAAUUUGCUUUUCGGUGGUUCAACUGUCUUUUGAUACGCGAGAUUCCUUUCCAUCUUGUUACCCGGUUAUGGGAUACUUAUCUUGCGGAAGGGGAUUCAUUGCCAGAUUUCCUUGUCUACAUCUUUGCCAGUUUUCUUUUGACGUGGUCUGAAGAGUUGCAGAAACUUGAUUUUCAAGAAUUGGUGAUGUUUCUCCAGCAUGUUCCAACUCAAAAUUGGACCCAUCAAGAGCUUGAGAUGGUGCUUUCGAGAGCAUACAUGUGGCACAGUAUGUUCAACAAUUCUCCCAGACACCUUAUUAGCUGAAUGGGUUUUGUUAUCCUCACUAACAUUUGAAGGUUGACCAAUUUUUCCCUCUUCUCUUCUUUCUUAAAUGGGGUUUCUGCUGCUCUGCUUGUUUUAGGAAACGGUUCAAAUGUUCUGUCUUGUAUCAUCCCUUGUAUCGUCUCUAUUUUCUGGGCAAUUGUUUGUAGAUUCACUAUAUUUUGCGGAGUAAAGUAUCACCUUUUUUUCUA